AAUAAAUGGAGGAUAGCACAUUUAAUAAGCUCGUUGAAGUAAUAUAAUUCAAAAUAUUAGCAAGUUUAAUCAUAAUUGACUGAAUUGCACGAUAAUGUGGAAUAAUUCGAUCAAGAUCAUAAAGAUGUUAAUAAUUCUAGUAUUGGCCAAGACGUCAUUGAUUUGCAAGAUCAGAUUCAAAACCUACUUAAACAACUCCAAAACAACAUGCAAAGACUUGAUAAUAACACAGGACAUCUUUCGGGUCGUUAACAGAAGUAUCACUCGAUUUAAGCUAUUAAAGAAUGAAACAAAUAAAGUAAUUCUACAAAAAGGAAAUCGACAAAUUUACCUAAGUGUGCAAGCAAGUGGAACAAAAAUUGCAGAUGAAAAGAAAGACUAUAGCCAUGAACUCGUAAGCCAAGUGGAAUGACCCUAAACCAAAACCUGCUGAUGAAUUGUAAGAGUAAUUGAUGCAUGAUUAAUAUGAUGUUGAUAAUUAAAUGAUUAGAGAGAGAGAAGAAGAGAUUCAAAAAAUUGUAUCCAUCUUUAAAUUAAGUAGGAUCGUGAAGCCCAAAUGCUUAAUAAAUUAGUUGGAGAAUUGGCUUUAGAAGUCAACAAGGCAGACGAAGUUCUUGAUAUCAUUGAUGUAAACCAAGGGACUGCAUUGGUGAACAUAGUUGGAGCCAAUGUUGAACUAGACAAAGCCUAAGACUCUUAGAAGUCGACAACUAAGAAAUGGAUUGUUUUAGCUGUCUGUGCAAUCAUUCUUGUAGGAGUAUUAGUAACAAUUCUUGUUCUAAAAUUGAAUUGAUAUUAAUAACAAACA
This is a messenger RNA of Paramecium octaurelia, 808 nucleotides long. The record is from the annotation of a GenBank genome assembly. NCBI's taxonomy places the organism in Eukaryota, Ciliophora, Oligohymenophorea, Peniculida, Parameciidae.